Spea bombifrons (plains spadefoot toad) is the source of this 2215-nucleotide messenger RNA. RefSeq names its product ring finger protein 180 (gene RNF180). NCBI's taxonomy places the organism in Eukaryota, Metazoa, Chordata, Amphibia, Anura, Pelobatidae. Gene Ontology annotation, biological process: serotonin metabolic process; norepinephrine metabolic process; protein polyubiquitination. Gene Ontology annotation, molecular function: ubiquitin protein ligase activity; metal ion binding; ubiquitin conjugating enzyme binding. Bases 48 to 1703 code for a protein of 551 amino acids. The record is from RefSeq and is a predicted model, not a curated record. The transcript is spliced from 7 exons. Gene Ontology annotation, cellular component: endoplasmic reticulum membrane.
CGCGGUGUACAGUAUGGGCAGGGCGACUGAGUCAGGCAGUAAAAAUCAUGGACAAGUUCGAUAAAACAAGUGAAGAGCCAAAAGCCAUUUUCCGUUGCUGGAAAUGCAGAAAAAUUGUAGCAAAUUCCGAUUGUCUUAUCAAGGACCCAGCAAGUAAAGAAUACCAAGGCUGUUUUGAGUCUUCUAUAUAUCAUGGAGAAUGUCAUUUAUGGCAUAUGGAUGUUGAAGAAAUUCCAGACUGGAUGAAAAAAAGAGUAGAACAGGUUCACUGGACUGCUGGCAGACUGAACUGUCCUUACUGCGGCUCACGCCUCGGGGUUUUUAACUUUGUUGGCAGCCCAAAAUGCUUCUGUGGACAGACUUCAUUUAUACAUCUAAGCAAGAGCCGGAUUGACUAUGAUACAGCACAUUCGACCAGUUCAGUUAGCAAGAGUCGGCAAGUAACCAAAGCUCUUCUAUUUUUUAAUAAGGAUACCAGAUAUGGCGUUAAUGGAAACCAAACAACGUUGACUAUGGAUUUAAAUGAGGUUCCAGCAGAAAGAUUGGCUGAGGCACUUUGCCUGGAAGUCCCAAGAACGACCAGGCAUACAAUACUGAGAAGAACAAAACUGCCUCUCGACAAUUUUAGUCCGACAAGAUAUUCAAAUUCAAAGAGCAAAGGUGUUUUUAGGAGUACUCACAGUUCCCGUAAGAAAUCAUAUAGUUUGGAUUGCAACAAUGAAGUGCAAUUGGAGAUACCACCAGUUCAAAACACUGGACUUAAACAUUUUAGCUCCAGUGCUGGAUGUUCCAACAGUGAGUGUUUCAGGAAACGUAACAUUAAAGAUCACUGUAGGAAUGGCGAUGAGGAAGCACCUGUGAGAUCUUCAGUAUCUACAGAUCCAUAUAGUAGCUUCUCAGUGCUGAGACAUCCAACAACCCAGAAUAGUAAUACCAUUCAGUUUUUGGAUUUCAGUCCUCCUUCAGAUUUAACCACCACAGAAGACUUUGAACAGCAGGAGCCAGAGUUUUUUUCUGAAGUUGAGCAACCUAGUCCCACCAGCGUUGAUGAUGUCACCCAAAGGUUAACUAAGAGAGAAAUAAACAAAUUAAAAAACAUCAGGAGAAAACAAAAGAGGAGAGAAAAGUGGCUGCAUGAACAGAACCAGACCAGUAAAGUGAGUCUAAGUGCAGAGGAUGACAGUGAGCUUAUAAAAGAGAAGGACAGCUACACAUGUGCAGUAUGCCUAGAUGUGUAUUUUAACCCUUACAGGUGCUACCCCUGUCAUCACGUGUUUUGUGAACCAUGUUUGCGGACACUUGCCAGAGACAAUCCAUCUAAGACUCCUUGUCCGCUUUGUAGAACAGCAAUUGCAAGAGUUUAUUUCCAAUCAGACAUCGACAAAUCAUCCGUUACUUUAUUCCCAAAUGAAUAUCACAGAAGAAAGCAAAGUUUUCAAAGAGCAAAUUGUGCAAAAUGGCCUUUACCCAGCUGCAACAGAAUGAUCAGAGUGUAUGGAGGCUUCAGCAGGAGCACCAAUUCUGUCGCAAGAAGGCAAUUUCCUCAUGGUGCGCAUCAGCUGGACUCUAUGAGUGUGGAAGAUGAAACUCACGGGUGGAGAUUUGACCUGGAUAUGGUCAUUAUAUACAUUUAUUCUGUCAACUGGGUCAUUGGAUUCAUUAUAUUUUGUGUUUUUUGUUAUUUCUUAUUUCCUUCCAUUUAAUAUAGUGCUCAUUUUUUUCAUUACUGAUGCUUUUGAGAAGUGAAGGAUUUACGCAUUAUAACCAUAAACCAUGGCACGGAUGUACAACUCCAGGCCUCGAAGGGCUGCAAACAGGACAGGAUUUCCCUACCUCGAAGAAAUGUAGUUUAAUAUUUAAUUGAGAUGCCUGUGCUUAAACUGGGAUAUUAAAAAUGUAUAACCUGUUUAUGGCCUUCCAGGACUGGAGUUAUGCACUCUUGAACCACCAUUCUGUGCAUCUUAGAAGAAUUAUUGAACCUAUGCAAAUAACAAUCAUUUUGUACAGUGUUUUAAGCUUGUAAUACAUGGAUCCUCUGAUAGCAUAUUCAACAUUAUGGCGGAUCACAUUGUUAUGUGGGUUUCAAGAAAAAUGUCUCCAUUUACCAUUUACCUGUACAAUAUAUUGUUUUGCCUUGAAAUAGAUAUAUUGUGUCACUGAUGGGAAAUCUAUUUUGCUAGAUCAUAAUACUGCUUUUGAUAAAUUAACCAUUAUU